Ruditapes philippinarum (Manila clam) is the source of this 4451-nucleotide messenger RNA. RefSeq lists its product as uncharacterized. The record is from RefSeq and is a predicted model, not a curated record. Gene Ontology annotation, molecular function: protein binding. The annotation marks the transcript as partial. Lineage: Eukaryota; Metazoa; Mollusca; Bivalvia; Venerida; Veneridae. The transcript is spliced from 29 exons.
UUUUUGCACGGCAGAAGUUUGUUGAGGAAAAUACGAACUUUCAAUAUUCUAGAUGCAAACAGAUAUCGGACAAUGUCCUGUGCGAGUCGCUUAACAUAAGCAAGGAUUCACAGCAGAAGCCAAGUCUAUGGCCUCCAGGUCCAUUUGCAAUACCUAUGUCAAAUUACGGGUGUCCAGAGUCAGGGAGUCGUGGAUGGACACAGAGCGAUAUGACAAUGAAACAAACGAAAAGGGCAAAGCAGAGGAAGAAGCAACUCAAGUUAUGUGUUAAAAUGCGACAUGAUUCUGAACUAGACACGGAAAGUUGGAUUCCUGGAAGUUAUACCGUUUACAAGAUUGGAGAGAAUUGCCCGAUAGGUUUUAGAGAUAGCCAAAAAAGAACAUCCUUCUAUGAAUAUGAUUCGUACGGAAUCAUUCCAACUAUCUCAGUUUACGAGACAGCACAAUCACAGAGGAAGAAAUUGGGUAUAGCGACGUGUGACAAAAUCUACACGGAAUCAGAUGUAAUUGAAAGCAAUGUUACGUUUGGAAUGCUGAAAACAAAUUUUAAACUGAUAAAGAAAGGAACCAAGUGUCCAAUGUCUUCCAUUUCUUCUAGAGAUCAAAAAUACUGCGGCAUUGUCCAAGUUGCUGAUGAUAUCGUUGGAAGGGCGGCACGUAUAUGUAGUAGAUUAAAGAGCAUUUACUGGGAAUGGUAUCAAAUUGACUUGCGGCGUUCUAUGCAUGUGUCUAGAAUUGAAAUGGUUUUCAGUCAGAAAAACGAGCAAACAUUUCAACAAUGCUGGCAUAGCGAGAUGAAUUUGGGAUUUCUUUAUGGUGAAGCAUUGAAGUGCAUUUAUACAUACAAGAAUGGUCACUUAUUCUUAAGACACGUCCGUGCCCGUUACAUCGCCUUGGAUUUUCAAGUCUAUACUUUAUCAUCAUCGGCAUCGAAAUCGCAACUGAAGAAUCAAGCAUCAUUUAAGAUCUAUACAACGGAUUCGGAAUCCAUGGAUGGAGAAUUAUGUAAUGAAGAUCUUGGAAUGAGUGAUGGGAGUAUUCAAAAUAAUCAAAUAUUUGUCUCAUCAUGGUCAGAACUUCAUCAACCGUUCAAUUCAAGACCUUCCUCAACUGGUUGGUGCAGUGACAAAGUGAAGGAUGCAAAUCCGUGGAUUAUGGUUGAUUUGAUAUCAAUAACGAAAAUUGAAGGGGUUACUAUAUAUGCUUCGAAAGGAGCACAUAUUCAUUCUUCAGGAAGCUGGAACUCAUUCCAUCUACUAUAUGGGAACCAGACAAAUAAUUUAACCAUUUAUGGCGAAAAGUUGAAAACUGAUUUUGACCAAUCAACGUCUCGCAAGUAUAGAUCAUUUUUGCUUCAAAACUCAGUUGCAGCCCGUUUGAUCAAGUUGGAAUUAAAUAAAAGUGACGAGGCGGAAGAAAUAUGUCUUCGAUUUGAAAUUCAUGGAUGUAAACUUUCAGGAAUACCGAUUUCGUCGGAAUGUGUCCACAAAAUAAAGUCAAAUGUCUUCGUCGCUGAACAAGAUAACAGUCAUGAUCACAUCGACGAAAGCUCGGGGGAAGAGGCAGAUAAUUCCACUUCAUCAAGUGAUUAUAAGUCUUAUAACUAUUUCAACGACAUGGAACAUGAAGAUUAUAGCUACUAUGACAACAAUAACUUGUCUCUAAUUGAAUCAAACAAGGAAUCAACACAGACUGAAUCAGAUGUUUUAACAGCUGAAUUUUGUAUGAUAGAUGCUGUGGAACUGUUUCCAACUUUUAUAGAUGGUAAUGCAACGAUAAUUACGAAUGCACUGUAUCUUCAAAAGGCCUCAGUAAUAAUGUCUAUAGGUUAUCCUUUUCUGACGGGAAGUGGCUACUGUUAUUCAUGGUUAAUAGAUUUUAAUCAUCAGCACUAUGUGAGAUUAAUCUUCACAAACAUCACGUUGAACCAAAUGGCGGUAGAUGAUCAUGAUGGCUGUGAAGACAAACUCAUUCUAGGAACAGAUUUACAGGAGGCAAUAAAGGGGACUGAAAUUGAUAACAAGUUUAACGAAAGUGUAUUUAUUAUUGAAACAAACAAUACUUUUGUAGUUAUAACUUUUCAACUGUGUUUUCAUAAAUUCAAAGGAAGUAGGUUUCGUGCAGUUGUUAGUAAAGAAGAUAUUCCAGCUUGUUUAUCCAUCCGUCCGAGCGUGAAUUGGAGCAAUGGAAGGAAAGAGAUUUGCAUAAAUCCAGAAAUGAUACUUACGUCAAUGUCGAUUUUGAAUAUUCCGUUUGGCAAUUUUGAAGAAAAGUUUAAGAUCCGGGCAAAACAUCACCACGGCAUCGAGAUCGAGUUUAUAGACUUUUAUAUUGUAUGCCCGAUAGAAAUAACCGAGAGUCGCUCUCGCCUCACAAUAAUUGAAAGAAAUGGCAAUAAAGAAAAUACAUACUGCAACACAAAUAAACCUCCGGAAAAAAUCAGUUCCGAAGAAAGAACUUUGUUGAUUGUAUUUCGUAAAUACGAAGACUCGACUAAAGACUUUACUGGAAAGGAGGGAUUUCGAUUACAUUACAGGACAAAAAACUACUCUUUGGCCAACUGGACCGAAAUUGCCGAAAUAGAUGGCGACAUUAAGGGUUCAAAUAUAACAACAGUUUGUUCGCCGAAAUUCAAAAAGUGUUACAACAUAUUUUCGUCAUCGAUGUCCUGGUAUGAAGCCGGUACUGUUUGUGGGGAAUAUGAUCAGUUUCUUGUAACCAUACAGUCACCAAAAGAAUUACAGUACAUUAACUACCUACUUCGUGAACAGAGGUACAUUGAUGGAAGAGCUGAAAUUAGUGAUUCAAAAGGUUCAAGCUAUAAAGCACACAUAGGAUUAAAGCGCAAAAUGGUCACAGAUAGGAAAGAAAAAUAUGUUUGGUCGAACAAUUAUGAAGUAAUAUUUUCGCCAUGGGCAGUUGGUGAGCCAUCAGUUGGAGACUGUACUUGCACAAACUUUCGGUCAUUUAUUACGGACAGAACAUGGGAAUCAGAAGAUUGUAACAAUGAACAUACAGCUUAUUUCAUUUGUCAGUCGGAUUAUAAUGAAAAGGCUAAAGCAAAAUUUGCCUCAAAGAAAAGCAGGUGUAAUACUGUGACUGAAGGAAAUAAAACAAAAAUAGAUUACUCCUACUCCGGGAAAUUGUGUCAGAAUUGGAGUUAUCUAACGGAAAAUGCAUUGAUACAUUUCUUUAAAACAUUUGGCAGUCGACGAGAUGUUUUAAAGACAAAUUCUACAUUAUGUCAAGAUCUAUCUCAUUCUGGAAUAAUGGGUUGCUACGUGAAUGACAGCGAAUCGACGUGGGAGCCAUGUUUCUUUUCACAAACUGGUUCUGAUUCUAUGAUCAUGGACAGUUUUGAUGGUUUAUUUGAAUGCAACUCUACGGGACGCCUUAUACCAUUGGUGAAUAAAUGUGAUAAAACGUUCCAUUGUGAAGACAAAACCGACGAAGUGAAUUGCGCCACAGAAGAACACGACCUUACACGAAACGUUGAUUUAAGCUCCACAAUUCUAAACGUUACGGCCGCUGAAGAAGAAAACUAUCACCUAUGUGGAAGUAAGGAAUGGAUUUCAAUAGCUGCAAAAUGUGAUACUGUAAUAGACUGUUUAGAUGCAUCUGAUGAAAUUGACUGUAUACGACAAAGUACAGACUGCAAUGAAAACGAAUUUGCAUGUGCUGAUGGAAGCUGUAUAAAACUAAGUCAAGUCUGUGAUUUCAAACCAGAUUGCGCUAAUGAAGAGGACGAAUUUUGUGAACUUCGGAACUGUCAUCUCAAUGAAUAUGCAUGUGAUAAUAAGCAGUGUAUAAACGACAGCAAACGCUGCGACUCAAUCCCGCACUGUUUAGAUGGUAGUGAUGAAAUCGGAUGUUUGGAAUGUCGGGAAUCUUUUCACUGUGAUGGGGACAGAUGCAUAGAUAAUAUACUGGUUUGUGAUAAAGUGCGGGACUGUGAAGACGGUAGUGAUGAAAGUGAUUGCACGACAGACGAUGCUUUUUCGUGCGAGAAGUGGUGGCACAAAGGCUAUUUUGAACCUGGCCAAAGAGUUAUUGAUGGCAUGAAAGUGUAUUGUGACUAUGGCUCGAGGGGAGGUCUUCCCAGAAAAAUAACUACAGAAAUUAGAGAUUUAGAUUUGGAUGCAAAAAGGAAAACUUUAUACACAGAGUCUUUAUACAACAAGUCAAAAUAUAUUGCUUUCACCAAAAACAGUGAAUUUUAUAAUUUGGUAACAAAAAUGAAUACAUGCACAGUCGAUGUAAAAAGUACUUGUCAGCUUCCCGAAAACAGCGCUUCAAUGUUCGACGAAAAUUAUCAGCAAUUUACAAAUGAACUUUGUCAAUGCUCUAUAGAGACAUUAAAUCUAGGCACUGAUGUAUAUGAUGACUACAAUUACUAUGAGAAGAGUGUUGAUGAUGGAUAUGAAUAUGAAUAUGAAGAUUUUCUGAUGUAA